AAAAUAUCACGCUUUUAAUCUGUGUUCGUAGAUACACUUAUAAAAUAAAUACACUCAACCACGUGAUUCGCAACCGGGACUGUCUCUUUAAAAUAUAUGUAUUGUUGUCGUCUGCUUAUUUGUCAGAUUAAUUACAAUAAAAUUAAGUAGACAAAUGUUUCCAUACAAAUUUGAUGUAAACAAAAAUCUCAAAUCAAGCAAUGGAAGAUCUCAGUUAACAGAAACGUGAUGUAAUUAAUAAUUUUUUCCCCAUAAAUAUUAUACAUUGCUUCAUAUUUGAUCAUUUCACAGCGGUUUGGUUCUCCUCUAAAAAAAUUAUGACUGUCAAUUGGAACUGGUUAUGUGGUCCGCAUUUUGCCAUUUGGGAUGGACAUAUUUUUGGUCGUUGUUUCCGACAAAUGACCAUAAUUUUUCCUGCAUAUGCUCUUUUUUUAAUUGUUUGUACAUAUUAUAUUGGAAAAAGAAAUGGUUGUUAUUUAAGAAUAUAUCAUCAACUUUGGGUUAUAAACUGUAGGAUAUUUCUUUCAGUUUUACUUAUAAUAUGCUGUGUUGUAAGAUUUUCAAUUCGUUACAUGAUUGCACAUGUGCAAUUAAGAGGAAUGGACUAUUUACAAGUUUUUAUAAUAAUAAUUGCUUGGAUUGUACAUAUUUUAUACUUACAUAUCUUGAAGACAAGAUUAACUCCUCAUUCAAGAGGUCCAUUAAUAGUAAUAAUAUGUUGGAUUUUAACUUUAGCAGUCACAGUUUUAGAUUUACGAGCAAGUGUUAUGACUAGCACUGACACGUUAGAAGUUUUAACUGAAAGAUACAGUAUAGGUUCUAGUACUGGAUUACAAAUACUGUAUGGUCUAACUUUACUAUUUUCUAAUACUGUAGAAUCCUCAGCAUAUGAAGAAUUUUCUAGAAUUGCACAUGAAACUGAACCUCUUCUUUCUGGAAAUAUUGUACGAUAUGAUAGUUUUCAAGAGGCUAGAGAUCCUCACUCACUUGGUAUUGCAGCUGAAAAUUCUAGUAUUAUAUCAAAGUUAACUUUAUUUUGGAUUAAUAAAAUGAUGUCAAAAGGAGCUAAAAAUCUUUUAAAAACUACUGAUGAUCUCUUUGAUUUACCACAUUCAAUGAAAAGUAGUAAUGUAGAUGCUAAAAUAACAUCAUUUCUGCAAAGAAUAUGUUUUAAGGAAGUGAAUGAUGAAACUUGUUCAACUACUUCAUCUAAUGACACUAAAUUGUAUAAACAUAAUCUUCUUAAAGCAUUACAUUAUUGUUUUGCAACUGAAUAUUAUUUUCUUGGGAUAUUAAAAAUUGUUUCAGAUGCCUUAAAUUUCUGUGGACCAUUACUACUAAAUUAUUUAGUUUCAUAUUUAGAAGAAAAAAAUGAAUCCAUAUCAUUGGGAUGUUAUUAUGCUGCUGGUCUAUUUGGAGUAACACUACUAAAUUCUUUUUGCAGUACUCAUUUCAGUUAUCUUAUAAAUUGUGUUGGUUUAAAAAUUCGAGUAUCACUGAUUACUGCAGUUUAUCGAAAAAUAUUAAAUGUAAAUAAAUCUACUCUUUCUAAAUUUAAUAGUGGAGAGAUUGUUAAUUUUAUGAAUACAGAUACUGAUAGAGUUGUAAAUUUUUGCCAAAGUUUUCAUGAAGUUUGGAGUUUACCUUUACAAAUAGCUAUUGCUUUAUUUUUACUAUAUAAUCAAGUUGGAAUUGCUUUUGUUUCUGGUGUAGUAUUUGCUGUAUUAUUAGUGCCAAUAAAUCAAAAAAUUGCCAGUAAAAUUGGGAAAUUAAGUGAACUUAUGAUGGAGAAAAAGGAUGAAAGAAUAGUAUUUAUGAAAGAAUUACUGACUGGAAUUCGUGUUAUAAAAAUGCAUUAUUGGGAAGAUGUAUUUGCAUCUAAAAUUACAAAGUUUAGAAAAGAAGAACUAAAAUAUCUUAAGAAAAGAAAAUAUCUAGAUGCAUUCUGUGUGUAUUUUUGGGUUAUUACACCUCUUGUAAUUGCUGUUUUAACAUUCAUGACUUAUGUUCUUCAAGGAAAAACUUUGACAGCAGCCAAAGUAUUUACUUGUCUUGCUUUAUUCAACAUUCUUAUUUUACCACUAAAUGCAUUUCCUUGGGUUUUGAAUGGACUUAUGGAAGCUUGGAUAUCUUUAACUCGACUUGAAAAAUUUAUGGGCACCUCAAGUUUUGAUUCAGAAAAUUAUUAUUCUUCUAUAAAAGAUCCAAUGAAUAGAAUAGAAGUGUGUGAAGGAAACUUUGCAUGGGUUCCAAAAUCUUCAAAUAUGCCAAUCCAGGUUAGAAGUGAAAGUCUUCAAGAUUUGACAGUGCAUUCCAGUGAAAUCAGUUCAUUUAAAUUAGAAUCUAUUAAUUUUAAUGCUAGAAAGGGUCAGUUGAUUGGUGUUGUUGGAAGAGUUGGAUCUGGAAAAUCUACACUUAUAUCUUCAAUUAUUGGUGAUGUGAUUAAAACUGAAGGAACCAUUGCUAUAAUGGAGGAAGAUUGUCAGUAUGGAAUAGGUGUAGUAUCACAAGAACCUUGGAUACAACAAACUACAAUUCAAAAGAACAUUUUAUUUGGAAAGUCAUUUAAUUUUAAUAGAUAUAAGAACGUUUUAGAAGCUUGUGCUCUUGUAGAUGAUUUAAAGACAUUUCCUGCUGAAGAUGAAACAGAAAUAGGAGAUCGGGGAAUCACACUUAGUGGAGGUCAAAAAGCAAGAAUUGCUUUAGCAAGAGCUGUUUAUCAGGAUUUUGAUUUGUACCUUUUGGAUGAUCCAUUUUCAGCAAUUGAUACCAACGUUUCAAAUCAUAUUUUUAAAAAUUGCAUUAUAAAUCUUCUAAAAAAUAAAACCAGAUUACUUUGCACUCAUCAUGUCCACUUUCUUUCUUAUGCAGAUUACAUUAUUAUUUUAGAUGGAGGUCAUAUUAUAUUAGAAGGUGUACCAGAAAAAGUUCUUCAACUUGAUAUAGUCCGUCCAAUUUGUUGUGAGGAACAAUUUCCUGCUAUUAAUGAUAAAAAUAAAUUAGAAAAUAGUAUGCAAGAAUUGGAAAAAUCAGAAGACCAUGAUUUUUCUACUGCACAAGAUGGCAAAAUACAAGGAGGACAAUUAAUUCGAAAAGAAGAAAGCAGUCAAGGAUCAGUGAAAUUUCAUGUUUAUAAAUCAUAUUGGAAUGCAGUUGGAAGUUGUCUUUCAUUUUUUGUUUUGCUUUCUUUUUUCUUCAUGCAAGCUUCUAGGACAAUGGCAGAUUGGUGGCUGUCGGUUUGGAUAUCUUGCGAUUCAAACCAUAAUGGAAAUAACUCCAUAAAUAAUUUUACAAUUCUUUGGGAAUUCUGGUCAGAUAGGAUGAAUCUGACUUUUUCAUCAGAUCAAGGAUUAUGUUUUGAUGGAGGAUCAAGAAUAAAUGGUUCAAAUAUUUAUCUGAUUAUUUAUGGUUCCUUGGUAAUAAUAAACUCAAUUUUUACACUGUUGAGAGCAUUCUUAUAUGCUUACUGUGGUAUAUGCGCUGCUGUUGUUAUUCAUAGAAGAUUGCUCAAUAGUAUACUUAAGGCUCCGAUUACAUUUUUUGAUGUCACUCCUUUAGGUCGAAUAUUAAACAGAUUUUCUACAGAUGUGUACAAUGUAGAUGACAGUUUACCAUUUAUUCUUAAUAUUUUACUUGCUCAAAUUUUUUCACUUGCUGGGUCUUUAACUAUUACAUGUUAUGGACUUCCAUGGCUAAUUAUUUUGCUAAUUCCUCUGGCUGCUGCAUAUUACUUUAUACAGAAUUAUUAUAGAUGUACAUCAAGAGAAUUAAAAAGGUUAUCAAGUGUUUCACUUUCUCCUGUUUAUACACACAUUUCUGAAACAUUAAAUGGGCACACAGUCAUAAGAGCAUUUUGUGCAUCUUCCAGAUUUCAGCAUGAACUAUCAGAAAAACUGGAUAAAAAUCAGCAAGCAAGACUUGCUACUAUGCUUGCUUCACAAUGGCUUAAUCUUAGGCUUCAACUAAUUGGAGUUGUUAUAGUUACUGGUGUUGCUUUUAUAGCAGUAUUUGAACAUUCUGUUUCUUCUGUUGAUCCAAGUCUUGUUGGACUUGCAUUAUCUUAUGCUUUAUCAGUUACUGGUUUACUCAGUGGAGUAGUAACAUACCUGACUGAAACUGAAAAAGAAAUGGUUAGUGUUGAACGCACAAUGCAAUAUAUUGAUGGUAUCACUCCAGAAACUACAGAUGGAUUCGAACAGAUACCAUUUGGAUGGCCUACACAUGGUGUUAUAUCUUUCAGUAAUGUAUCCUUACAGUAUCGCAGGAACUUGCCAUAUGUACUUAAAAAUGUAUCAUUUGAAACACUCCCUGGAGAAAAAUUAGGCAUAGUGGGCAGGACUGGUUCUGGAAAAUCAAGUUUACUUCAAGCAUUGUUUCGUUUAAUUGAAAUUGAUGAAGGUGAAAUUUAUAUUGAUGGAGUGAAUACUGCAUUUCUGAGUUUGAAGGAUCUUAGAUCUCAUUUAUCUAUAAUACCUCAAGAUCCAUUUCUAUUCAAUGCUUCUGUAAAAGAGAAUUUAGAUCCAAAAGAAUGCUUUUCAGAAACUGAGUUAUGGAGAGCAUUACAUCGUUGUCACAUGGAAGAUGAGAUUAAAAGAUUAGGAGGUUUGAAUAUUUCCAUUGGUGAAGGAGGUCAAAUAUUUAGUUCUGGACAAAAACAACUUUUAUGUUUAGCUCGAGCAAUUUUAUGUAAAACAAAGGUACUUUGUUUAGAUGAAGCAACAUCUAAUAUUGAUUAUGAUACUGACUCCCUUAUUCAGAAAACAAUAAAAUCAGCAUUUGCACAAACAACGAUAUUAACAAUCGCACAUCGAAUAGAAACUGUAAGGAAAUGUAAUCGUGUUAUUGUGAUGAAACAUGGUGAAAUUGUGGAGUUUGAUAAUCCAACCAAACUUUUAGAAAAUCCUAAUUCAUAUUUUUCACAAUUAGCUGUAAAUAGCAAUAAUUUUUAGUAUAAGAUUUAUUGAAUUGUUUAAAACUUACUCAAUUGGUAAUAAAUUAUAACGAAAAUAAAAACAAUUUUUUCUAAAAUAAAACAAUAAUAAUAAAUUGAAAUAUUUUAAAUAUUGGUAAAUUCUUUAAUAAUGUACUCUAAUAAACUUUAUUUAUUUAAAUUCUUAUGAAACUUUCCAGAUACUUGACAUUCAAGGUGAAAAUUACUUAUAAAUGAAAUAUGCAAAUUACAUAAUCAUCAUCGUAACGAUGAUGAUUAUGUAAUUUGCAUUCAUCAAUAUAUUUCACUUUGAAAAAAGUUGUCAAAAUUCUCCCUUUCUUCCUCAAAAGAUAAUUAUAUAAAUCAUUCUGAAAUCGCUUGAAUUAAUAAUAUAAUAUAAUUUUCUGUUUAUAAUUAGUUUUAACAAAUAAUUUUUUUUUUCUUUUUUAGAAUAAAUUUCAAUUCUGAGACAAAAGACCAACUUCAGAUUGAUAUAUAUAAUUAUCUUUCAUUUCAUUAUC
Molecule: messenger RNA, 5451 nt
Organism: Centruroides sculpturatus (bark scorpion)
Lineage: Eukaryota; Metazoa; Arthropoda; Arachnida; Scorpiones; Buthidae
Product: multidrug resistance-associated protein 7-like
Exons: 18
Coding region: 318-4949 (1543 amino acids)
Biological process (GO): transmembrane transport
Cellular component (GO): membrane
Molecular function (GO): ABC-type transporter activity; ATP binding; ATP hydrolysis activity
Source: RefSeq, a predicted model, not a curated record